Molecule: messenger RNA, 1179 nt
Organism: Agrilus planipennis (emerald ash borer)
Lineage: Eukaryota; Metazoa; Arthropoda; Insecta; Coleoptera; Buprestidae
Exons: 6
Coding region: 89-1162 (357 amino acids)
Source: RefSeq, a predicted model, not a curated record
GUUUGACAUCCACUAUUUUUCAUGGGUGUAUGUAAAAGAAAAUUUUAAUUAAAUAAACGAAUUGUAGGUAAUACAUAUAAAAUAGAUAAUGUCUGGCUGCAGCAGUGAAACUUAUUCUAUACAUCCGUAUUAUAUUUGUGGGAUUUGUAUGGAUAAAUUUCCGACAGCCUGUUUAUACACUUGCGAUAGAGGCCAUUUGGUUUGUUCAAGAUGCUAUAAACAAGAAUAUUACAUUGGAAAGGAAAGAAAAUGCCCCUACAAGCAUUGCAACUGCUGGAUGAGCAAGGUCUCUAAGCCGUCAGAAGAUUGUUUGACGGGCUUGAAAAAAAUGUUUCCCUGCCCUUGGGAAAUAUCAUUAUGUAAAAAGAUUUUAGAUGAUCCCAAGACUAGUAUUAGUUCUCUGGGUCGAAUGGGCGACAGUCAGCAAAGCUUGACCUCGUUAAGUCGAAAACCGGUGUGUUGUCCAUACUUCAGUUGCAAUAAAACUAUAGCUGUGACGACAUUCUACGAUCACUUUCGUUACGAACAUCCUUCUGUAACAUUCUUGGAUACUAAAUUUGAAAUACGGAACGGUUUAAAUUUUCGAUUAGAAGAUAUUCAUUACAACGAACGACACUGUAUUUUAUUAAUUAACAUUUUAAACGAUAAGCAACAAAACAAAUGUACCAGCAAAAUUGCGGAGUCUAGAGGAGUUAUAGCUUCUCUGAAGCCAGCCCUUUUGGUCAUGGCGAUUCGUAUUCAUUGCUUCGAUAGUUUGGAUGAAAGAGAUAACUUUUCUUCGGGUGAUGCGGAUGAUGAUAGCUCUUCAAUAUAUGACCCUCAUGCAUGCACCCCGGACGAUAGAAUACUUAUAUGGAUAGCAUCCAAUAUUGCAACGAAAUAUAGCUAUACUCUUGCUGUUUCAACGCUAUGUAACGAGAUCAGACUGAAAUAUUUUGGACCCAUGCUGACUUUUAAUGAAGACCCCUUGAAAAUGUGUAGCGAAGGGCGGGGCCUUAUUUUAAGUAACUUUCAUAUGAAGGGCAUGACGGAAAAUGGCACGAAACCUUUGGUUAUGGAUAUCAUUAUUCAUGAUACAAUUGAGAACGAUGAAGGUAUCAGUGAUACUUGUAGUUGCCCUGAAGAGUGCGCUAGUAGUGAAGAAAUUAUAGAUUUCUAUUAAUUGGAAAAUUCUUGAUA